Molecule: messenger RNA, 1340 nt
Organism: Euleptes europaea (tarantolino)
Lineage: Eukaryota; Metazoa; Chordata; Lepidosauria; Squamata; Sphaerodactylidae
Gene: GCDH
Product: glutaryl-CoA dehydrogenase
Exons: 10
Coding region: 10-1299 (429 amino acids)
Biological process (GO): fatty-acyl-CoA biosynthetic process; fatty acid beta-oxidation using acyl-CoA dehydrogenase
Cellular component (GO): mitochondrial inner membrane
Molecular function (GO): flavin adenine dinucleotide binding; fatty-acyl-CoA binding; glutaryl-CoA dehydrogenase activity
Source: RefSeq, a predicted model, not a curated record
UCCCUUGCGAUGGCCCUGAGAACCCCCACCCGGAGGCUCCUGCAGAUCAGCCGUACUUGCAUGCCAGGCCCCUGGGAUGCCCGGGCACAGAGCACCAGCGCACCUGCCCCAAAAGGUGCCCAGUUUGAUUGGCAAGAUGCCCUGCAGCUGGAGAGGCUCCUGACGCGGGAAGAAGUCAUGAUCCGGGACUCCUUCCGCACGUACUGCCAGGAAAAGCUGAUGCCCAGGAUCCUUAUGGCCAAUCGAAAUGAAGUCUUCCACCGGGAAAUUGUGUCUGAAAUGGGGGCGCUGGGCGUCCUAGGUGCCACCAUCAAAGGUUAUGGCUGUGCAGGCACAACCUACGUAGCGUACGGGCUCCUGGCAAGGGAGAUCGAGAGAGUGGACAGCGGCUAUCGCUCAGUCAUGAGCGUUCAGUCGUCUUUGGUGAUGCACCCGAUUUAUGCCUAUGGGACAGAGGAGCAGAAGCAGAAAUAUUUGCCACGCUUGGCAAAGGGAGAAUUGCUGGGCUGUUUCGGGCUCACAGAGCCCAACCAUGGGAGUGAUCCUGGUGGCAUGGAGACCCGGGCCCAAUACAAUCCCUCCAGCAGGACCUACACACUCAAUGGCACCAAGACUUGGAUCACAAAUUCUCCGGAGGCUGACCUAUUUGUGGUGUGGGCCGUGUGUGAGGAUGGCAAAGUGCGGGGCUUCCUCUUGGAACGUGGCAUGAUAGGGCUCUCCACUCCGAAGAUCGAGGGCAAAUUUUCACUGCGAGCUUCCGUCACAGGGAUGAUCAUUAUGGAGGACGUGGAGGUCCCUGAAGAGAACCUGCUGCCCCAUGUCUCUGGACUCGCUGGUCCCUUUGGGUGCUUGAACAACGCUCGCUACGGGAUCUCCUGGGGAGCGCUGGGAGCUGCUGAGUUCUGCAUGCAGACAGCCAGGCAGUACACCUUGGACAGGAUCCAGUUUAAGGUUCCCCUGGCAAGAAACCAACUGAUCCAGAAGAAACUGGCUGACAUGCUUACAGAGAUCACUCUUGGUUUGCACGCUUGCCUCCAGCUGGGCCGUCUGAAAGAUGAAGACAAGGCCACCCCUGAGAUGAUUUCCAUGUUGAAGCGCAAUUCCUGUGGGAAGGCCCUGGAGAUCGCCCGACACGCACGGGACAUACUGGGAGGCAACGGCAUUGCGGACGAGUACCACGUGAUUAGACACGUUAUGAACCUGGAGGCCGUCAACACAUACGAAGGUACCCACGAUAUCCACGCGCUCAUCUUAGGAAGGGCCAUCACUGGACUUCAAGCUUUCACUGUUGGAAAAUGAAUGCAUUUCUCUAGGACGCAUCUUUGCCACCCUGAGAAGGG